CAGCUAGAAUUUCCAAACUUGAUACCUUUUUUCUUACACUUCAAUCAUAUCAACAAAUAUCACAUCAAUCUACAAAAGAACUUAUGGAUAAGUUAAAACAACUUGAAAAAAAUCAAGAACAAGAAGGUUUUGAAUUAGCAUUAGAGGAUAUAAAAAGACUAAUUACUGAUAAAUUCUUAGAAUUGCAAGUUAAAAACAGAUUACAACUUAUAAUGCAAUAUAUUAACUUACAAUUAAAAGGUUUUAAAAGUAUGGAUGCAAAUAAAAAUCUUGCGGUUAGCAUUGGAAAAGGAGAUUAUUAA
Molecule: messenger RNA, 302 nt
Organism: Funneliformis caledonium
Lineage: Eukaryota; Fungi; Glomeromycota; Glomeromycetes; Glomerales; Glomeraceae
Source: the annotation of a GenBank genome assembly